UGAUUUCGCUGGCUAUCUCCUACAUGCCGCUGUUCCUCCCUAGCGCUGUUGUUCUGUGUCAUAUUGACUGCUUACGGUCAGCUGCUUCGAUCUGGGCCCAUCGCACAGGCCGUUGUAGCGGCAUGACUUUAGAACGAAAGAUAGUGGCGUCAACAUCACCGAAACGCCCGGAAGGAUGAGCGGAAGUCUCGUAGAAGGAACUUGCAAGAAAGACUCGCUUUCCCGUAGACUGACAAUUGACGCGCGCGCGACGAUACGAUGUGAAUAUAAAAUCAUGUUAGAAGAACCGUCUUGACAACGUUAGAGUUUAGUGCGCAGAUUCGUUUACGGAGAUCAGGUUCAAAUGUUCGGACAUUGACGGCCCGCACCUAGCCGAUGGUCGGACAGAUGAGCGAAGUGGUCAAUCAAAUGGCCGGGAACCCCUGGCCGAAAAUCCGGAAGGCCGCCAAGAGUUGGCCCCCUCGUUAGGGGCUUGCUUCUGUUGGCAAUAUGUGUAUUUGUUGUUUAAUACAGUGUGUGACUGGCACGUAGUAAUAAGCAUGUCGUCAAGAUAUUAUAGCUGAAUUAAAUGAAUACCUAUUAUUACCAUUAGAAUUAUCUUGCGAACAUGCGCUAUCUUCACCGUCAACACUCGGACACGAACUACGAUAUAAUUACUUCGCAUGACAAAAUUUAGACCGCUAACGACAAGCUGACUUCGUCAAUAAUGACAGUAGUAGUAAACAAAUUGAGUUGAUAAGGCUUCUAGAAACAAUCUCUAGACGAGCUAAAGUGUUUACAUGGUGCAAAUAUUGUGAAAGUUGUUGAGUGUUAGUUAGAAGGGCAGGUUCAGUGACGAACAACUCUGAUUGUACCACGCCGAGGAGAUUCUGUUGAACAUUAAAGCGGUGAUCGUCACCUCAAAUAGCUGAGGAAAGGCCCAGGAAGCCAGAAAAACCGCGGAACUGGCUAGGGUGGGUGUUGAAGCACCUGAAUUCGACAAGAGACAUCACCAUGUUGGAGCUACCGUUCGACGUCACUUAGGGCGAUGCCGGUUAACCCAGCAGGAGAUGUAGAUCGCAGCUCCGUCGGGUCGGGCAACUCACUUGGGGAAAGGCCCCAAGUGAAAAUAACAAGGAAGCACACAAUUGUGUACCCAUCGGCUGAAGCGCCGCGCUGUCCACAAUGCGAAUCGGAAGGCCUUCGUCACUACAACUUCUCCGAGUGUACUUCCUGUAUGGAGCUGCUGAGGAGCGAAGCUACGACUGUCCCGCAGAUCCUUGCCAUGUUACGACACUGGAAUCCUGUAACGCAGAAACAUAUGCACAUUAUCGCCUCUGAGAUUCUCCGGCGAGGCUCGAACGUAAAUGAUCGUGAUGGCCUGACAGAUAUGAGCCUACUUCACUAUGCCGCUAAGGGAGGAGCUCUCGCAGGGCCUCUUGUGGCAGGCCAAACUGUUACAGCCCUCUUGGACAGGGGUGCCGAUCUCAGAUUGCGUUGUCGUUGGACAGACAUGACGGCCUUACAUUACGCUGUAUUCUUCGAUGUCCCCAACGUUGUCGAGAUUUUGCUAAAAGCCGGAAAGCGUUCCGACCUGGAGGCAACGUCAAAUGACUUCGAGGGUGGCACCUCGUUACAUAUUGCCGCUGCGAACCUCAACGUUGAAUCAGCGAAACUCCUCGUCCAAUAUGGAGCUAAUAUUAACGUCACGGAUAAUUUAGGGCGUACGCCAAAUGAGGUGAUACCGCCCACUCUCGAUCCAGACCUCGUGCCCGAAGAUGCGAUUGUGACACUGAAAGACUUACUUCGUUCAGAUUCGAGAGAUGAAAUUUUAGCUUCGCCGCAGACAUCAGUGUCCGGAAGAGUUCUACUACAAUCCUUGGGACUAAAAAUUGGCGAUCAGAUUAUGGUCAGCCCUAACAAGAUAGGAACUCUUCGCUAUUGCGGGACGAUUCAUUUCGCAACGGGCGUGUGGGCGGGAGUUGAACUCGAGGAACCUUCUGGGAAAAAUGACGGCUCCCUAGCUGGAGUUUCGUAUUUUAACUGCCCUGCAAACCAUGGAGUUUUUGUUCCAAUCACAAAGGUGUCCAGGCCCAGUCAGUCUAGCUUCACGGAUCCGCCUCCACGAAAGGAUCGUAUUUUCUCGUUUCCCAAACUCGAUGUCAGUCACGUAACCUCCAAAGUGCAAACCGGCCUUCGUGGCAGUCGGGUAGGCAGUGAUCCUUCUGUCGAGCCGCUCCAACUCGCUGUAGGGGAUCGCGUGUUGGUUGGUAAUAAGCGUAAAGGAAUUCUCCGGUUCAUCGGCGAGACUAAAUUUGCUUCUGGUUAUUGGGCUGGCGUUGAACUGGAUACUCCACAGGGGAAGAACGAUGGGUCCGUUGGAGGAAUCGAGUAUUUCAAAUGUCCACCAGCCCACGGGGUCUUCGCUCUUGUUGGACGCGUGAGGAGAAUCUUACCUGAAGAGGAAGCUGGAUCCGAUGAGUCGAUUAAAGACGCAAGCAUCUCACGUAGCCCCACCGAGGGCUCAACAACGUCAAGUUCGAGAAAGUCUAGCGUGUCCCAGUCAGCCCAGACCGCGGUCAGCGUUCGAGACGGGGGCGGAAGCAAGGUGGCGGAGAAAAUAGAAAAGCAUGAUAAAGCCGAUAAAGGAGAUAAGGGAGUAUCUACAGCCGCCACCGCCGCAGCAGCAGCAGCAGCAGCAGCUUUACUAGCAGGUACAGCGAAUGCAGAUAGAUGGGCAGACAAAGGCGAAAAACAGAUUAUCUCGACGACGUUGAAAAAGAGCUGCAAUUGGCUACGUGAAGGGAUGAAUGUUUUCGUACAGAAGGAACUCGGCAUUCUGCGCUAUAUUGGUCCACUCCAGUUCGAGGAAGGAACAUUCCUUGGGGUGGAAUUCAGGUUGCCAAUCGGCAAGCACGAUGGAAGCAUUGGAGGUACUAGGUAUUUUCGAUGUAAGCCUGGACAUGGACUCCUAGUACGGCCGUGCGUCGUCAACGUUCGUGGAAUCAACGGCGCCAAACUUUUCGAGCAGAAAGAUUCAUCAUAAACACAUCAUCAUUCAGCAGUUCGCAACAUCGACCAUGAGUUGUCACUGCGAAAUGAAAUGAAGAGCCAAAAUCAUGUUGACGGAAUCACCUCCAGCUGCAACUGUAUACUGUUGUAUUUUUACUAAAAUUUAUUUUUUUCAUAACUUAUUUUGUCAUUGGUAAUAACCGUUACCUUCAUAUCCGGCUACCUGUUUCCGCCGUCGGAUUCGACUUUCUCGGUUUCCUUUACGAAAUUCAUCUGAACUACGUACAACUACUUGAAGUUUCGAAUGAAUCGCUUAAACAUUGAACAAAAAGUAGAGCUUACUUUUUGUGGUGUACUUAAAUCGUAUUAAAUUUAUGUUAUGAGAAGGACAUUAUAAAUAUACGCACACACUUUCAGUAUUAUAACGGCACGAUGUCGAGUGAACGCAAGUAAUACGUAAAUGUAUGAAGCCAAUGCUAGACACUGUACUGUAACAAACGACUUCUUGUUCAAUCACAACGUCGUUCUUCUGACGAUAUGAUGUAUGUUUACCUGACGAUGAGGUGUUUGUUUACCAGCGGGCCUAUUACACUCUAGUUAUCGUACGAAACCGUGAUAGCAGAGCGCGAAACAGCCAGCAGCAAUGCUCUGUUUGUUAUUGCGAGAAAACAAGUCCAUCUUCUAAAAGUUCAUAAUCGAGUUAGCUCCGCUAAUGAGAAUGCGCAUUAAUAUUAAAAUUAUGAUUUUAAAUAAGUAAGCAUCUAGGCAAGUUCCUUGGUUGAAUUUGUAUGGACAGUUCAUAGAUCCUGUGCGAAGCGGACGAGUGGAUAGGUUGCAGCAAGAAAGGAUACAAACUGAGAAUAACCUAUAGGAGUGGGUGGUAAUCCUUUUGCUGAUGAAUAUUGCACUAGUUUGCGCAAACACAUCAAACCAUCUUCACGUUACAACAGCAACGAGCAAAAGCUGUCAGAAAAACAUGAAGAAGAUCAACAAUGUCAGUUAGUUCGGAACUUGUGACCGGCCUUACACAUCUAAGCUUAAAAAAGGAUCAUCGCCCAGCUUCGUGGACGAUCCCCACAAUUAAAGUGCAAUAAUUUUGCAAAAAAAAAAUCCAGAAAAUACAGUCCAAGUACAUUGUGGACACGAUGAAAUGUCAUUUACGAGCACCGGUAUGUCUACGCUUGCGCAUGUAGCUUGCUCUAUCUUUCCACCAUUGUGAUAUACCUAAUCGCCAUCCGCACACAAGCAGUCGAUACGCAGGAGUGGGUCUAAUGCAGUUUUAUCCUCUUGGGGUGAUAUAUUCUAAUACCAUCUUAUUACAUUUGUACGUAUUAUAUAUGUACUCCGGUUGCGUCGCACAGCAACUGCUUGACGAUGAGCACUCAUUGCAAAUGCAGACCGUCACUGUUUACAUACCGCGAGCAAAUCAUGGGGUGGCUAAUGGCGGAUUUUUUAAAUAAACGUCACUUCUCUUGUCUCCUGUAUUUACUAGCUAGCGUUUUUCGAUUCUACGUACAUUGCAAAAUUCGAAUCGAGCUUCUAGAGAUCCGAGCGUACCUGAUGACAGAGAUGAACAUCUGUGAUCAGUAAAAAAGCAGAAGCGACAUAGACAGACUCAACUGCUCUUAGUUAGCUAACAGCCAAAUGUAUACGUACUUUAAUAUUUACGCGUUGAAUAUAUUUACGUAUAGAUACGUACUUUAAAUGACGUCAGCUGACCAAAUAUGGAACGGGAUCGGACUGUUCAUGCCGCUGAUUAUUUAGUGUAUAGUGAUCACAAGAUAGCAUACCAACGAUACAGGAGCAGCGAAAUGUCCGAAGUCUGCAAUAAUGACGACGAGUAUUUAUUUUAGUGAGGAUCGUCAAGAACUAUUAUUAUCCUUAUUAUUAAUAUAGUAGCGAUGUAUGACUGCAACACGCAGGAAACAGAAAAGCAACAGUAUAUCUAUUGAAGAUCUAAUUUUCAACUGUCAUUAAAAAAAAGCACGAAACGCCACUUGAAUCCGCCUGUCAGAUUUCAGCUACAGCUUACAAUCAUAGAAAUUCUAACGUGUUGAUCGUGUUUGACCGAGGCCAAUAUUCGGCGAGAAAAAAAAAACAACUCUACCCUACUGACUCCCAUCUUUCCAAUCCGCUAAUACAAUUGUUGUGCGUGACAUUCGUUUAAGGCUUUGCUAUAACAGUGUGCCUCUGUACAGACUUCAAACACAGAUCCGAAGCAAUCAGACUAACAACAACAAAAUUGACAUUAAUGACAUCUUUUUUACAGGCGCGUAAAAGGGUUCGCAGAUCGCUGUGUGCGCGCGCGCGCGCGCGCGUGUGUAUAGACAUUUUGCUGAAUAAUGAAUCUAAAAUUUAAUUGAAACAUCUACUAAAGUUUUCUCAAAAUACCUUCGUAGCACCUAGCCAUAUUUAAGUAACUAGAUUUAUCUAAAGUUGGAACUUAGAGAAAGUGUAUAUCAAUUCCGGCACGUACGCACAAUGCGGCACAAAUGAAUCUGGCAGUAUUCAUACUCUGGUCAUAGGAACCCGAAUGAAGCACGAUAGCACAGCAUGGACUUUUCCACAGAAGUGAAAUCAGAGGCCAAUAUCAGAGGAGUAUUGUGAAGUUUGUGAUAUUGUUUGCCUGCUCCUAUGGGUAAUGUUUUAGCGGCUGACAACUUUCACGAGGACUUUGAUAGCGUUUAAUAAAGCUAGCUUCAAGAUCGCAUUUCAACUACUAAGCGGUGAAGAGUGAUUCUGGUCUCUAUUGCAGGUACCGUAUCGAUUAACAAUUACUCUAUCGUAUCACGUUGGGUAUUUUAUUAUGUGUACGACGGUGAUUAAGCAGUUCUAAAAAGAUCUGCACUGUCUACGAAGGACGCAUACGUUUAUGGUGAACGAAAAAUACUUUUUGCUUAGCUUCUUGAUGAAGGAGCGAUUUACCUUUAUGGAAUACGUUAAGUCAAUCGCCGCGGAAAAACGCUCCGAGGUCUAACAAGCAGUCGAGUUUGUUGCAUUUGCUUAAAACGCCUUCAAAAUGAUAUUUACCGUGAAAACGAAUUUAUAUACACGAGAUUUACGUUCUCCAAAACACUUUACGAACGAACGAUAUACGAUGCCCAAAUAUACACGCCGAGCUGAAAUGACGCAUUUUACAUCGGCACCAUCUAUUCAUUCGAUGGACCCAUCUCGAUAAAGACAUAAAGGUAGGAAGGACGGCUUUCAUUGUGCGUUUCGAUUCACAACCUAGCGUACAUCAGCAGUCCGCCCAUAUCACAAACGGACGGGGUCGCUAUAGAUAUUCGACAUGACGCAAAUCAUCGUUGCUGUUCUAAUAGAGAUACUACUACUGGUAACGGCUUGCAGCAUCUGUGUGCUCCUGUCUCUUCAGACCAUGUCAUCCUACUUUCAGUUUUCCCGACUCCCGGCCGCCUGCAACGAUAUAAACUGAACGGCAUAAUGAGCUGAUGCUAAUGCGACUGAAUGAACAUGACAAUUCCGAGCAUACGUCAUACGUAAAGUUAGCCUACCCACGCAAUGCCGUUGGGAUGGGAACCUGGGCUGAGACGGUGGUACCGUGAGCUGCACUGAGCGAACCGAGCUUCAUUUUAAUAAAUAUGAUGCCUACAGAAAAAGCUGGCGAAGUGAUUAGAGCUCUUUUGCUUUUUAAACAAUUUUCUCUGACCUUUUUCAAACACCUUUUGUCCGACCCUUUCGAUUGGCUUGUUGUUUCUUAAGGUGUGAAUAUCGGUUUUUGCCCCGGCCUGCAUCAAUGGGCAAGACACACAAAUAGAGAAAAAUGUACAGCUAUGUAUAACAGGCAGACUGAAACCUAGAGAUAAGAACGUUUUCGUCUCGAUGGAAACAAAACAAUUGUAUCUGAUCAUGACUUAAUUUCACUGCUGUUAAUUCGUAGUUUCUAUCAUAAGCCAAUUCUUAGCAAUAAGCUUAAGUGCAAUAACAUGAUUUUUCAACAACACACUUGCUAUUGCUAGCAAAAUUCUGUUCAACGUUUAAAACUUAACGUUUGUUCACUAUUUGAAUUUCUUUGGAUCUCGUAUCGUGGACUGGAAGGGAAAUUUUUCAAGUAUUUUUUACGUCUCGUGUGUGAAUAAAUACGCAGCAAAGUGUCAUGACAACGCUGGUAGCUUCUUGGCAAACUACACUAACAGGGCGCAAAGAACAUGCUGUAUUUCGAAUAAAAACGUGAACUGUUCGCGGGGUAAAUGCAGGACACUCUUCUGGACAUUUUCGUUAUGCAGGGCGUUCUGUACGCAUUUAGGAGAAAUCGCCGAUAUUUACCUACAACGAACGGAGGUAAAUUAUUCCCCAGUUCUAUUCAUGAGUAUACCGGUCAAACAUCUCACUUAUAUAAGGAGCAAAUGGGCUAUACCGUUGGAAAUGAGGCGCGCAACGACCAGACCCUGAUGAGGCGUUCUCAGUUAGAUAUUUAUAGCUAUACGUAUGUAGCAAUGUGCAACGGAUCUAAAAGGAGUAUAUUCUGUAUCGUUUAAAAAUAUAUACAAAAAGGUUAUUAUGCAUAGGUAUUUCUCGUAGGUUUUCGAAAACCAGAAAAUCCUGUACUUAGCACCGUUAUCCGAAAAGUACAUAUUUUUUUCCAAGAAUUUCCUCAGUUAUUCAUUACAAUUUAGUACAUUAUCUUGUUUCCAUAAUCGAUAAUAUUAUAUUAGUUCAUGAUCUUUCAUUAACUUCUCGUGUGCUUUCUGAUCUAUUUUCACUUCUUUGCCCCCUAUCGUUCAGUUUUCUUUUUCUUUUUUUUUUUUUUUUAUGUACUUUUUUUUUAUGUAUUACAUAUAUGCAUUAUGACUAUCUAUGACACUGCGCCAUUUAAAUAAUAACUUCCGCUGUUGGAGGGAAUUCGGGUAAACGAGUCGACGAAGUCUCGAAAGUCAAUUUCGACAUCAUGCUGAGAUUUGGACAAUUUUCUAUUACGAGGUUCUUAAAAAAAUGUUAAUUUAUAGACGUAACGUUAGACAAGUAUGGUGGAUGAGAGGGAGCUUCCAGGCGUAACGUCUGCAUUAUCGCUGCUGUGAUGAAUGCGGUGUGAAAAUGAGCAGAGGUGGUUUAUUUUUGUUCGUUAAUUUUGCUACCUGAUUCAAAGUUUUCAUUAUUCCCUCGUCCAGUUGUUGACCGUAUGCUACCUGGAAUCAACUCAACCAAGAUUCAUGAAGCUGCUGUGAACUGUCCAACAGAUCCUACAAGCUAUAGCAACUGAACAUUUGUUUUAGAAUAAUGUCCCCUACUGCUGUGAGCGUCUGCGAUUAUCGUAGAGGAUCAAUCUUCCAUUCUAGGAUUUGGUAUAAGGAUAGGUCACUGUUAUAAUUCUUUUAUUAUGUACUAAUUUUUUUUUCCUGGCUAAUUUGCUUUAAAUAAUAAGUAAACAUAAAACGUUUGCAUACACCAAACCCAAGUUCCGACGUUUAUGUAUCUUGCGAUGAGUCACUCGUUCCUUGACUGCGCAGGACGCCGUUUACGUGACUCACGUGCUAGUUCGAAAUUUUCUUUCUAGUAUUUACUGGAUUAACGGGUUACGCUGUUUCUGGACGUAUAUCUUUUACUGAAUACAGCAUUUAUACAGAUUUCAAACGGUAAAAACACGUCUCAAAUACAAAAGACUGUAAUGACCGCUAUCCAUAAAAUAACGUCAUCUUGAAAUACUAAAUUAAUAUUUGUCACGUUUCACACCUAACGACCCAUUAUCACCCGCAAAAUAUGUAUUUCUAGCUCAGUUUUUCCAGAGCUAGGAACAUGCCAAAAGGAAAUAUUUCACGUUGCAAACUUAUCAAAUCUAAUCGUUGGUUUUAACUCGCUGUGUAACCAUUUUCAAAAAUAUUGGGAAUGAUCGCCAGUCAUGCGCUGGGCACUGUUGCAAAUUUUUUUUUAACUCUGAAGUACUAGGCGUCCACAUAUCAUUUGUUUCACCUUAGAUGAAUAUACACUUACCUAGUAAUGUCAAGAGGCUCAAUCAUUCAUAUCUAACGCUCGUCAGUAUUUUCCGGGGGCUAAUUCUUCCUUUCGUAGUUCUUCUCCAUGUUUAACUCGCUACCCCAAUGAGCUCGUUCCAGGACCCACGGUAUCGCCAGUACUAGUAAUCCGACUGCUGUACUUGUCUAUCGUAUUGUCUUUGACUACCUUCCUGGGUUCUAGACUACAGCCGUGGGGGUAGUCAAGCUAUCGCGGCAUCAUCACAACGAAGCUGUACUGCGCCCAGCGACAUAGAGCUCGGUCUCAACCCAAUAAAGAAAAUGAACGCGUACUGACUGGAAACUUUUAAUCGUUUGUACACCACGUACACAGCGUUCAGUGACGGCGGCAACGACAAAGCGUUUUCAUUCUCAGUAUAAAACUGACUUCAGUCUCCCUAGAGAACUAGCAUUGGUGAUACGCCUUUCACUCGGUUGUAUUCGGGCUACUAACGACUGAAAAUAAAUCCAUACUACAAUUACCGCAACAAUAUUAUACCGAUAUCGUUGCUACUCUUUCCGUCUGUCUGCCUCUAUUGUCCCUGCACACCUCUCCGUUCCUCUUGGGGAAUCAGGUUGUUGAAGACCGUCAAACGCAUGAGCAUCGGCGGUGGAUGUUUACGAUCUGCUUCGGUGCAACAGCACAAUAUGGCGUCAAUCGGACGCCAUGUUGGUGCUUCGAGUAGUCCGACCAGUUGCCGUGCGUUGAAAUUGACGGUAAAUCAGCGACAGGCCAUCCACAAAUAAUUCUGUCUACUUUUUUCUAAGUAGUACCUGAUAUGACCAACACAACUACAAAAGGGACGCCUACCGUGAAAGGCUACAUUACUUACCUACCUGCUAUCAAGAAAAAACUUUUAUCACAAGGCAAAUUGAUUACACAUAUAAUGAAGGAUCUAAGCAGGCGGCGAAUCCUCCUAAUUUUUUUCCCAUUUAUAUCGCAACUAAUUACAAGGGGCUGACCGGGUUGUCAAACUCAUUUCCCAGAGCAUCAUCUCGAGCAUCCGGUCUGCGACGAUCUUCGAUUCUCUCUUCAGUCUUAAUGGAAUGAACGACGAGAUGUACCUUCAAUUACAUCCUUCGUCAUCGCUUCACUCCCACGUCUGAGACUGCCGAUGGCUACUAAUUACUUUCAGCAACAAACAGCAAACAUAUCCACUUAGAUGCAAUGAGUUAGACCGCAUCAUGUUAGAAGCACCGGGUCAGAAUCAAAGUCAUGCACCACAGAAUGUUUGGAAAUUUACGCAAUCUUGUGCAAAAAUAGACAAAAUUUAAGUGCAAGGAAUCUGAGUGCUAUUUUUCCUUUUUGCCUGUAAAUACAUACUUGGAUAAUAGAAUCUAUUUUAAAAUAACAAAGGAAAAUAAACUAUCCAUAAGUCUAACUGAAAGGAUGCCAGUUUGCCCUUAGAAUCUUACAGGACCCAAAGCAGCGUUUGAUUCGCGUCAAAAUAACGUUUUGUGUUUUUUCUUUUCGUCGUCUGAAAUACGCGAUACCGUCCAGAUAAAUAUUUCCGAAAAACAAGGGCGAGAAAACGUAUUACAUGAAGGGUUAACCUCAAGCUUCAGCUAAUUAGGUAUAACGUAUAGGCAACGUUCUAAACAAUCUGUAUGAUCAACGUGAUAUAAUUCACUUCUAUAAUUGCAAAGGAUUAGUCCACUGCUUCGCAUGCCCUUGAGCUCCUUCAAAGGAUUCUAUUAUCUGAAUAUGAAGCAAAAACGAUCAUAAGAAUAAUGCUCCUGUGCAGCUAUAAGGAAAAAAAAUAAUUUAGAAGUGAGUUAAGUGUAUAAUAUAAUAAAUGUUUGUACAUUCUCAUACGGAAUUUUACAAACAGGCUUUUUAUAAAUUUGUGUGUACGUUAGCUGAUUCAAUGUCGCCAACUGAUACAAAUGUGAAUGUAAAAAACAGCAGUAUAGCCAUAGGACUGUAUGGGUCUAAUAAUGUGUUAAAAAACUACUAGGGAUCCGUUGUUCAUUGCGUAACAUUUGAAUUUUUCUGCAAAUGGGAUGAUUUUUUUCUGCUGUAAUGAAGAAAAUUUGGCGUAGGUGUCGAUGAACGUGAAGUUAACCCAUUUCCUCCUAUGACACACUACGUAUGCUAACUUGAAUAAAAAAAAAUAGACAUUUACUUUGGUGCUGUGACCUUCAUCAUUGGGUUAUUGUGCCAAAUUAUCAUUUAUUUCCGAUAAUGUUACUUUGACAAAAAACUGAAUAUCGGUUUGCAAAUUUCUCGUCAUAGUUUGACAAAGGCGAUCGUUAUGAUAAAAGCUUGCAGAAUCCCGAUAUGAGUCUACAAAGCUUAUUUCGAAAAUCUAGUGUUACAGACUUAUUGUUUCGUGGUCACCAUCAAUUUCAAUUUGCUUCGCUUGGUAUAUCUACCUACCAUGGCACCCGAACGUCAACCAGCGCGUAAAACAGACAGAUGAAGUAGGUCUCUUUUGUGAUCGGAAAACAUAUAUUCAGAUUGUUUUCGGUGUGAGCGACUGUUCAAAGGCCUAAUUAUCAGGCCUAAUUAUUUCUAACUUUCAGAAAUGUCAUAAACUCAUGCAUAAAACUUGUAAAAUAAAUCAAUGAUUUAUGUGGUAAUUUCUUUUGAUGUCAGCGUGUACACUUAUGACUUUGUCUAACCACUAUAACAAUUUUCGCGGUUUUUUUUUGUGUAGAUCUUGACUCGCUUGACCCGAAGACAAUACGACGUCAAUACCAUAUAUGGAAAAAUUGACUUAGCCUUAAAAAACCUAUAUAUCAACAUAAACUCCAAUACAGACAGGAGACGAGUUUUUUAGCUCUACCAAUAAAUGUUGAGAUACAAUAGUUAGUUCAUUGAGCCUUGCAUAAUAGGCAAAAACGUUUGUUUUGGAUUUCGACAAUAAACAUUUUCCCAUUUUUAUGAUAAAGCUAAUAUCGUAUUUCCUCAUGAAAAUGGUCGAGCCUCUGUAAAAGUAUAAUAAUUUCAUUUUACAGCUUUUCGUAUUGGUUUUCAAAUGGCAUAACAUAUAAAAAAUAAAUCUGUCUCACUUGGAAACAGUGCAAAAGGUAACAGGCCAACGGUAACACACUGAUGGUUUCAUUGUAAUGGGAGCACAAGAAAUAAGUUCUAUCUCAAUUCCAAUGUGGCCAGAACGCUAUAACGAAAAAGCUACCUACAACGAGAAAACUGCAAAGGUUGGGAUAGGAAGAAUAACAGCAGUGGGGCCAUACGGAGACAGCGCAAUAAGGUAACGUAACAGCAGUGACGAACUCGGUUAGGUUUAGGUCGAUUAAGACUGAAUUCGCUUUAGCAUAGACUAAAUGAGGUAGUAUCUCUAUAGCGAGCGGUUCACGGGCGAGGAAUAUAGAAGUACGUGCAUGAGCCUGGCUGUUUAUAUAAAAAAACAGGCUGAUCGAAGUUGUGUAUGUAUAUUAUCGUUUGCUACCACAAAGGCAUUAAAUAUUUCGUUCUAAUGUAUCUUGAAGCUUUAGAAACAAACGUCCAUCGUGAGGCAUUAUAUAUAUAUAUAUAUAUAUAUCCAUCUUUCGUUUCUCUCUAACAAGCCGUAAAACCUCACUGGCGUGGAGAGGUCAAAGUUUAUCUUCCUACUUACCGAUGGUCUAUAUAAAUGAGACUACAGUGGCGCUCAUGCCAACAUAAAAACGCACGCCUUUCGAUGUGUUUUACUAUUUAUUACUGGUUAGCAGUAGCCUCUGUUGUCCGUCAUUGGCUGCCUGUAGCCUACAGAGUAAGCAGCAAUUGGUACAAUGACGCCGCUCCCGCUGCUGCAGCAGCGCAAGGAUGACUAUGCAGUGCAUUAGUUCGUUUUCUACUCACGCACGACACUUUUCGGACGCGGCAGCGGCACUAAUCCUGGGUCGUCGGCAACUUACUCGUGCCUGCGUGAUUCAGCCCCACUUUGGGCCGAACCCAACGUCCUAGAACCUGACCAGCCGAUCCAUGCAAUAGCCUCUCACACAGUUUCGUGCUUAGCUUAAGCGCUGUACCAAGCAGCAGAGGGUGGACACAGUGCAGGACCGCUCCGAAGUGCACUAGCGUGAUCGCAAUUAGCUUCCCGGGUUUACCGAACUGCCUAUCCACCGACUCUACUAGCUAAUGGCCAAAAGCAAGCGAUACCUCCCAGCACAUUUUUCAUUGUUUUACCU
Molecule: messenger RNA, 13091 nt
Organism: Varroa destructor (honeybee mite)
Lineage: Eukaryota; Metazoa; Arthropoda; Arachnida; Mesostigmata; Varroidae
Product: CAP-Gly domain-containing linker protein 4-like
Biological process (GO): establishment of mitotic spindle orientation; nuclear migration involved in conjugation with cellular fusion
Cellular component (GO): spindle; spindle pole body; cell tip
Molecular function (GO): protein binding
Source: RefSeq, a predicted model, not a curated record